Molecule: messenger RNA, 1418 nt
Organism: Paramuricea clavata
Lineage: Eukaryota; Metazoa; Cnidaria; Anthozoa; Malacalcyonacea; Plexauridae
Source: the annotation of a GenBank genome assembly
AUGCGAGACUCGGGAUUUAUUAAAUUGCCUAGUGAAAGAACAUUAAGAGAUUAUACACACUGGACAAAAGUAUCAUCUGGCUUUCAACCUUCGUCAUUCGAACGCCUUCUUGUAGACAUCAGGUAUCACCAACUGGCCGACUGGCAGAAAUAUGUAGUGUUACUUCAUGAUGAAGUGAAAAUUAAGAGUGAUCUUGUAUUUUGCAAACAUACAGGAGAACUCAUCGGGUUUGCAAAUUUAGGCGAAAUAAACAAUGCGUUGAUAGACUUUCAAAAGCAGUUGGAAGAUGAGUGCACGAAUGGAAAACCUGACAUCGCCAGUUACACAUGCUUGUUUUCAUGGUACGUGGAAUUACCACAUGGCUAGAGUACCCUUUAGCUGAUUUCCCGUGCAGUGGCUGUAUUACAGCAGACUUCAUUUUUUCUCUGCUUUGGGAAGCAGUGAAUCACUUGGAGACUAUUGGUUUAAAGGUGAUCGCCAGUAUACUUGUGAUGGAGAGUCGUCAAAUAGAAAGUUCAUCAAAAUGCAUAAACCAUACAAGAGCGCAAAGGAAAUUGAGAUUCACAAAACCAGGAACAUUUACAGUCCAGAAGAACGGGACUUGUUUUUCAUAUCUGAUGUACCCCAUCUGAUAAAAACUGUAAGGAACAACUGGGAAAACAGCGGCUGGAAUAAAAAAACAAGGGAACUAUGGGUAAAAAUCACUAUUUUGACUAUAUAUACACAUAUAUCGAAUUUCGCUUAUAUCUCAAAGUUCCGCAACAGUCUGUUUCAUCUGUAACAAAUCAUCAAGUGAUGUGUAUGGGGCCAAGAAUGAAACAGACUGUUGCGGAACUUUGAGGUAAGCGAAAUUCUAUAUUUGCUCUGUCUUUAUGGUAUUGAGCACUCUUUGACUUUGCGUUUCGUAGACAAAAACCUACUCGUAUACACAUAUAUAGAUAAGUUACAAACUAUACGGUAUCAUAUUUUUGUUUUAGAAUGGAGGUUACAGCAUUUCUUGGUUACAUGUUGUUAACCUGUACAAGGAUGACUUUAAUUUGGCGCGGUAGACUAACACUGGUACCAAAGCUGAAAUAUGAACAUAUUUAUCUAACAUGGUAUUCCAGGAUGAAAUCAACUUAGCUGCCCAGGUAUAUAUUGCCUUUGUUGACAAUUUUAUUGCUUAUUUUAAAGAUACUUUCACAAUUGUAUCAAUAAUAUCUUCUUUUUGUUCUGAGGUACUUAGUACUUCAGUUGCGAAUGCUCGUCAAUCAUUUUAUGAUCAGAAGUUACAAGGCACAGUAGAGUUUAUCAAAAUGUUUGAUAAAUUCUUUGAUUGCAUGAAUACCAGAUCAUUGACGGAGGCAAGCAGAAACAGAAAACCAGAUUUGGCUCCAUACACAUCACCUGAUGAUUCGCGCUUAAAGGUGUUCGCUUAA